GUGUGUAGAAACCCCCUUCAGUUCGAGUCCUUUAUUAGUUUACGGCUCGACUAACAAUGUGCAGCAGCGGAGCUCCGUCCCAGCGCUAAAGCCACAGGAAUGGAGGAGAAAAGUUUACUUCUGGAGGGUCUGCCGGGGGAUCUCGAGCAGCUCAGGACCAAACUAGAGCUUCAUUUCAAAAACAAACGGAAAUCUGGUGGAGAAGUCUUACAGAUCCGAGAGCAUCCGGAGGACAAGAGGAAAGCCCUGCUCAUCUACCAACUGGACUCAGAUUUAAACAAUGUCCUUAAACAAGGCAUGCACAAAAUUGAAUUUAAAGGCCACGGAACUGUUGAACUGAAUGUCAAACCAUUAAAUGUGACGAAAAUUAAGCCGCCUGUUUUACCAAAACCAAAGAUAGAAACUCUUGAACACAACAGAUCUGCGCAGCGCCCUCCACCUCAACAGAAGUAUCGAGGAGUUCAGAAAGGAAAUGAAGAGAACUCAAAACCCAGGGAUCUUCUUAUCAGCACAGAGGAGACAGUUGAUAAAGAGAUUCUUGCAAUGUACUUUGAACAGUUUACAGAGAAGGCUGAAAUUAUAAAACAUGGAAAAAACAAGUGGAUCCUAAAAGUCGCCAAUUCGUGUGAUGUGUUGACUAUUCUGGACAAAAAGGAACAUGACUUUGGUCUGGAAGUGAAGGUGUAUAAAGAAGCAGAUGAUGAAAAGCAGUGCGACCCUCGACGCUUCAUCCUGACUGGAUUCGAAGACAGCUGUCAAUGCAAAUUAAUUACCAUGUAUAUUGGGAGCUGCAGUCAACAGCCAGUACAUACUUGGGAGAUAGUUGAUGAUGAGAGAAUUGUGGUCACCUUCAAGGAAGACAUCGAUUCAAAAUCGUUCAUUGAGAAAUGUGCUGCCAGAAACCUGCAGGGCAUGGAAAUUGAAGCCUCUCAUUUAGAAUUAACAGACUCAGUUCUGGUACUGGGGGAUAUGAGCACACUUACAGAAGACAUGCUGACCCUCUAUUUUAGCAACAGCAAAAGGAGUGGUGGAGGCAACAUCAGGUCUUUCAUUUGGGUCAACAAACAAAAGAGUGCGGUGAUAUCCUUUCAAGAUUGUCAUGUUGCACAAGAAGUGGUGGACAAAAAACAUCAACUUUGUGGCACAAACCUUGGCACUUCGCUUUUUUAUUCAAGUCUUCAGAAGGCUUUGACAGGAGAAACGCCAAGGUGUUCCAGCAUAUCCACGAGUACGAUUAUUCCCGUUGAGGAGGCAGUCCGCAGUUUCAUUGAAAAAAACGAAAAGCACAAAAAUGAUUUUGAGAGUCAACUAAUGGUAGUUCGUGCCAAUGUAGUUUUUGACAAGACCACAUCCCCUAGAGAAAUUGCACUUGAGAUGGCUGUAGACAAAGAGUCUUUAGGUGCACUUCGACUAGGACCAACCUGGGAAAGUAAAGCCCAAAGAGAAGCACAAGCCUUUCUGAGCAGGUAUAGCACAGCUGAGCAGCAAGCUGAGGUCGAGAUCUGGAAAAGAAUAGAGCAUAAGUGCCUUGAAUUUGUCAAUUCUGAUGUUGAGGUCACCUACAAGGAAACCAAAAUCGCAAUAGUUGGCCUAAAAACAGAAGUCUCUACUAACCGGGACAAGAUUCUGAAUCUUUGUGAGGAUGCAACUGCAGAACUUGAAGUGGAAAGGAACACUGUUGAAAAAGUGAUUCAGUUUGACUCAAAAGAGGCACUACAGCUGGUAGAACAUUGUGUAUAUGGCAAACUUCAAAAAGUAACGCUUACAAAAAAUGAAACUAACCUGACUUUUCACUUGCAAGGUUUGAGGGACCGUGUAAGUACUGCUGAAAGGAUCAUCAAGCAAGCACAGGAGGAGGUCAUCUUCCAAGGACUGAACCUGUCGGGUCACUUGCUUCAGUUUCUGAAGUCCUUAGAUCUAAAGAAAUUUGAGCAAAACCAUUUUGUAAAAAGCCAUAUAACAGCCUUAUUUCGUAAAGAUGGAGAGCUUCUUGGGCUCGUUGCAGAGAAAAAAUACCUCGAAGCAGCCGAAGACAAACUGAAAAAGAUUCUUCAAGAGGAGAUCAUCCAACUUACUCCAGAUGUAAACAAAGGAAUUAACUCUGACAAAUGGCUGAAGUUCUUGAAUGAAUUAAAAAUCGAAUCAAAUCGUAUUUCACAGAAUGUUACCAUCAUAUCCUCAGAGGCACAGGUUGUGAUUUGCGGAUUUGCUGACGUGGUGGCGAAUGUUACGAAAAAGGUUCAAGCUUAUCUAGAGAACAAGACUCCAGCAACUGAAUAUGUCAAUCUGAAAUCUCUGCAUGAAUUGGAGUUUAUUGACUCGUGCAUGAACUUGUCCAAAAAUCCAGAAAUUCGAAACCUUGGUAUAAUCGUUAAGUCAUGCAGAACAGCAAGUUCUCCAUGUCUCAAAGUUACAGCAUCCAAAGAAAAAAUCCAGGAUGUAAUUACUGUUGUGAAAAAACAUGUAUCCCGCAUUCAUACUGAGAAGCAGACUUUUUCUAAAGCAGGAGAAUCUAAAGUCAUACUUAAGCAUGAAGCCAAGAUUCAGGCCAAAGCCAAAGAGUGCCAUUGCAAGGCUUACAUUUCAAAUGAGGAAAGCGGCCCAUCAAAACAAUACACCCAUAAAAUAAACAGCCACAUGACUUUAACAGUUACAGAGGGAGAUCUGCAGCACUUUCCAGCUGACGCCUUGAUUUGUCCUAUGAACAGCAAACUAGCUUUUGACAACCCCAUUGCGCAAAAGUUCCUACAGCUCGCAGGUUCAGAUAUUCAGGUAGUCUGCAACAGACUUCAAAAGGAAAAGCAAACGUUACUUGCUGGAGAUGUGGUCCUAAGCAACUCAGGAAAUCUCAGUGCCAACAGUCUCAUUUUUACUGUGUUACCUCAAAGCGGUCAACAGUUAACUUCUGUUACUGGCUCUCACUACCUACAGGAAGCCGUUCUUAAAAGCCUCCAGAAAGCAGAGUCUCAAAAUGAUACUUCUAUCGCAAUGCCAGUAAUAGGCUGUGAAACUUUUGGGUUCUCCACCAAAGAAAGCUGCUUGGCAAUCAGAGACGCAGUGCUUCAGUUCAACAACGCACAACAAAAUUCGCAGAGGAAUAUAAAGAACAUAUUUGUUGUUGAUUCUAAUGUGAAGGUCCUGGAGGAGUUCAAUGACAUCAUUGCUAAACUGGGUUUCUCUAAUGUAAAAGCGUCUACAAAGCCAACAAAGACUACCUCUAAAAAACAACCCAAAUUUGUACAUUUUAAACAAACAUCUGACACAGAAGUUCAUGUUCAUGGAGUAAUGGUGUCCCUUAAACAAGGAGAUAUCACCAAAGAGAUAGUGGACGUCAUCGUCAAUUCCAGCAAUAAAGCAUUGGAUCUUAACACGGGUGUGUCUGGUGCAAUUUUGCAGGCCGCCGGACAAUCAGUUGUGGACGAAUGCAAAAAGCAUGGUCCACAAAAAGAGAAUGGAGUGGUAUUGACAAGCGGAGGCAAUCUCUCAUGUAAACAUAUUGCUCAUAUGGUUGGGCCCAAUAAUGCUGCUGAUAUAACUUCUACUGUGGAGAAUGCUCUAAAGCUCUGUGAAACUACAGUCGCCGCCACGGUAGCCGUUCCUGCAAUCGGCACAGGGAGAGGCGGUAUCGGAGCAAAUGACUCCAUCAAAGCUAUUCUAGCUGGAGUGGAAAACCAUUUGACGCAGUCGGCAUCAUCCAGUCUUCAGAAAGUAACUGUGGUGGCAUUCGACCAGAUGGUUUUGGAUGCAUACUGCAGCUAUUUUAAGGAGAGGAACAGCAAGACUGCACGUACCAAUAUGCCUGCGAAUAAAGUUAAAAUCGGGGAUGUAUGGAUUGAAAUAAAGAAGGGGAACAUUACCAUCGAAACUGUCCGUGGCAUCGUCAACACCACCAACAACCAAAUGAACCUGACAGGAGGAGUCUCAGGAGCCAUUUUUAAAGCUGCGGGACCCUCUGUUCAACAGGAGUGUCUAAAUCAUGGUCCCCUCGUGGGCGAUACAGCUGCAGUGACCAGCGGUGGGAAUUUGCAAUGUGAUUUCAUCAUUCAUAUGAUAGGACCCCACUCUACUAAGGAGGCAAGAUCACGAGUAAAGAAAGUACUGGAGAGGUGUGAGGAGAAACAGAUCAGCACCAUUUCCUUUCCCGCUGUCGGCACCGGUGGAGGUGGUGUUAAUAGUGUGGAUGCCAUCACAGCUAUGCUACAAGGCUUUCAUGACCACUUGUCUCAACGUUCCUCCUCUGCCCUUAAACUUAUUUACAUCGUCGUGGACCGAGAUGAAGUCCUGAAAGCGUUCCUACAGGGACUGAAUCAGUGGACUGCAAACCCUCAGGUUGCUGAACAAUCCGAAGAUGAAGAUGAUGAAAGUUGUUCUGGCUCAAAUGAUGAGAGUUUAUCUUCAGAAGAAGAGGGUGACUCUAGUGAAUUAAACAUUGGCCAAAUCAGAGUUAAAGUGCUUUGUGGCGACAUCACUAAGGAGACGACAGACGCAAUAGUCAGCAGCACUAAUAUCAACCUUAAUCUAAGCACAGGUGUAUCAGGAGCUAUCCUCAAAGCAGCCGGACAGACCGUUGUGGAUGAGUGUACCAAAUUAGGUGUUCAACCGGGUGAUGGUGUGGUCCUCACAUCAGCUGGAAAUCUUCCAGUUAAGCACAUUAUCCAUAUGGUUGGGCAGACCAAAGAGAAAGACAUCACAAACUCCAUGUAUAAAGUUCUGAAGAAGUGUGAAGAGAACAAGAUUGAGUCUGUUUCAUUCCCAGCUCUUGGAACUGGAGCAGGAAAUCUGGCAGCAGCUCAAGUAGCUAAAGCUAUGAUGGACGCGGUGGCGAAUUUCGUUAUCGACUCACCAGCAUUUUUAAAAACGGUUCAGAUUGUGAUUUUCCAAAGUACAAUGUUGUCAGAGUUUGAGGAAGCUAUGAAGAAGUUCAAAAAGACUUCUCGAACACCAUCUUCAGUAACCAUCCCAACAUUAACCCAGCAAACAGCGACAUCUUCCACCAAUCGUAAAGUGUGUCUUGUUACUGAGACAGCCGCAGUGACUUUCCCAGUCGCAAACGUAGAGAUCUAUGGAAUGUCCACUGCUAACAUCGCCAAGGUGAAAAAGUUCCUGGAUGAUCUAGUUUCAGAAGAAUGCCAUAGCACAGAUCUUCAGUCCAGCCAUUUGGCCAACAUUACCGAAGCUAACAACAAGGCGAUUGUGGAGCUCAGCAAAAGCAAACAAGUGCGUGUCCUUGUGGCUGCAAAAGACAAACUGACAGUGUCAGGAAGGAAGGAGGAUGUUUUAGACACCCUUCUACACAUCAAGGGAUUCAUCCAAGCAGCACAAGAAAGGGAAUCCCGAGAAAGUGAAGAAAAGAGGCUGAGCAAAACGUUGUGCUGGGAGGUCGCAGAACAGGAGACUUGGGUGCCACUGAGUUCCAGUAUUAGCUAUGAACUGGAGUUAGCCUUUCAUAAAGAGCAGAAAUAUAGCUACACGGACAAAGGUGAAACAUUUACCGUGGAUUUCAAGGAGAUGAAACGAGUAAACGCAAAGGGGAAGUCUUGUAAAAUUAAGCGAAAACUGUUUGCUGACUCAGAAACAGCUAUCAUUGACCCUCCACCAACCUGGACGAAAAUGACUGGAAGUGACCUUGAAAUAGUGUUGUUACCCGAUUCAGAUGAAUACAAGAAAAUCGAGAAGGACUUUUUACGCUCAAGCCAACACAAAGACGUAGCUCCUGUCCAAGUGGUGGAGAUUCGCAGAAUUCAGAGUCAGCCCCAGUGGCAGAGAUACUGUGUGUGGAAGCAAGCAGUGGACAAGAAAUACCCCAAGCAGACUAACGAGCGGUUCCUCUAUCACGGCACGACCAAUGAGAUUUGUCAGAAAAUCAAUAGGAACGGCUUCAACAGGAGCUUCUGUGGCAGAAACGCGGUCGUUCACGGCGACGGUACAUACUUCGCCAAAGAGGCUUGGUAUUCCUGCCAUGACCAGUAUUCCAACCCAGAUGCCAAUGGACUGAAGUAUAUCUACAGAGCUAGAGUUGUUACCGGGAAACCAUGUAAAAGUCAACGAGGAAUGAAGGAGCCAGAUCCUCUAAACCCAAAUGAUCCCAGUGCUGGGCUGUUUGACUGCGCCGUGGACAAUUUGAAAAAUCCGUUCAUUUUUGUGGUUUUCUGUGAUGCGGGGGCCUACCCCGACUAUCUCAUCAGCUUUAAAAGUGUCUGACGGUACAAAGGAUGUCAUUUUUACCUAACGAAUAUACUGUAACCUUUAUCCGGAAAUAAUGCGUGACUAGCAUAACUUGAAUAACAUUGAGCAAUAAUGCACAUCAAUUUUAAGUAAUAGUUCAGAUUGUUUACUUUGAUGUUGAAAUCAUGAAACCAUGUUGUGCCUUAACAGUUGUCUCAGGCCAAAUGUUCAGGUUCUGUUGGUUAGUCUUUGCAACACUAGGAUUUGUAGAUAAAAGUAAAUAAAUGCACUUGACCGUGGGAGGAAACCAGAGUACAUGAAGGAAACCCGCUAACCACGGGAGGAGAACAUACAACCUCCACACACCAGACCAGCGGUGAGAUUCUAAGCUCCA
Molecule: messenger RNA, 6559 nt
Organism: Clarias gariepinus (North African catfish)
Lineage: Eukaryota; Metazoa; Chordata; Actinopteri; Siluriformes; Clariidae
Gene: parp14rs3
Product: poly(ADP-ribose) polymerase family member 14-related sequence 3
Exons: 26
Coding region: 100-6201 (2033 amino acids)
Biological process (GO): negative regulation of gene expression
Cellular component (GO): nucleus; cytoplasm
Molecular function (GO): transcription corepressor activity; NAD+ poly-ADP-ribosyltransferase activity
Source: RefSeq, a predicted model, not a curated record